GUUACUUAUACAGUAGAUUAUCGACGUACGGGUCGUCGGGGUGGAAAAACAGGAGAGAUCGAGAGAGAGAGAACAAUGGAGGGAGAGGGACUAACAGAAGAGGAACGAAGGGCACUCCGUGGAAGCAAAUUUGCACCGCUUCCAUCUUCUGCCCCUUCUUUCCGAUCUCAGCCCAGGCUAGCACACCCAGGCGGACCAUUGAAGACUAACAAGGCCGCUGCUUUGGCGAAAUUCCUCGAAAGAAAACUUCAAGAUCCUAAUGGAUUAGCUUCAAUAAACCCCCAGCUGGUCGAAUUGGCCGUCAAAAACGCCAAACACACAGUCCAUUCAAGUGGGAUUUCAAAUUCAGGAAGAACGGUUCAGCAUGUGAAUUCAUUUGGCGACUCUGAGUAUUCUUUUGAAGAAGAGAAAGUAAAGAAUUCCGAGUCAAAGAAACAAAAGAAGAGAAUGAAGAAGGAUAAGAAGAAGAAGAAGAAAAAGAAACAAAAGAUGUCGGAGGAUUGUUAACACAACGCUGAGAAGGCGUGAAAAGUAGUUGAAAUUAUGUUCUAGAUGGGCCUGAUGAUGGAAAAUGUUUUGCAUCUAAAGGAUUGCAAUACACAAAUGUUCGUCUACUUUUUUUUUUUUUAAAUCUCGAAUUAGGUUAUUGCCAACCAAACUAGGCUCCUUCAUUGUCAUUCGUUAGUUGAAGGGCACUAUACUUUCUUUUGGUGCAACAGAUUUCUAGACAAGUUUCACUACUCAAUUUCUGUUGUUUCUGUAAUGUUAUAACUGCUAGGAUUUUAUUUGUUUUUGUUGCUAGUUGUCAACUGUUAGAUGUUAUCAAUCAAUCCAUUCUUGUUAUUUGUUUAAGCAUGCC
Ilex paraguariensis (yerba mate) is the source of this 859-nucleotide messenger RNA. The record is from the annotation of a GenBank genome assembly. Lineage: Eukaryota; Viridiplantae; Streptophyta; Magnoliopsida; Aquifoliales; Aquifoliaceae.